Messenger RNA from Gigantopelta aegis, 5645 nucleotides. RefSeq lists its product as uncharacterized. Gene Ontology annotation, molecular function: RNA polymerase II transcription regulatory region sequence-specific DNA binding; DNA-binding transcription factor activity, RNA polymerase II-specific. Gene Ontology annotation, biological process: regulation of transcription by RNA polymerase II. The transcript has 2 exons. The record is from RefSeq and is a predicted model, not a curated record. Lineage: Eukaryota; Metazoa; Mollusca; Gastropoda; Neomphalida; Peltospiridae. Bases 164 to 3553 code for a protein of 1129 amino acids. Gene Ontology annotation, cellular component: nucleus.
CAUAAAUGGCGUUUGAUCGUUUCCGAAGCUGGUCCAUUAUUAAGUUUAAGUCAAUAUUUUAAUGCAAAAAGUUUCACAAAUUAUUGCAGAAUAUGUGGUGACAUGGGCAAUUACUACAUGUGACUGAUCACAUGUAAACUUUGAACAGGCUCAGUCUGCCGUGAUGGAUGCUCCAGUGGAGAGUGUGGAUGACAAAGCUCCUCGGAAGCCUCCACACAACAAGGAAGCCUGGAUUCAGGCCACAGAUCCACCGUCCGAUGACUCCCAGCAGGAUACCACCGUGCAUUCAGUGACUGUUCCCACCGACAUCACCGUGGUGCCCAGUGACUGGCUCGAUAGAACACCAUCGUCAAUACAGAAUGUUUGGCAGGCAGCCACGGCCUCUGUUCAGGUGUGGCCCAGUGAACAGUCGCCACGCAGUCCAGGCAUGUCUACAGAGGGUGUUGAUCUGUCGGCGGAUGUCCUGCCGGUAGAAAAACAGUGGGUGGACCAUGCAAAAGUGUCGCCACAACCACCGAUUUUAAAAAGAAUGUUAUCGGAUCAUUCAAGCAGACAGCAGUCCUCGUUUCAGACUUACAUAAAGCCAGAUUCAUCUUUGCAUAUUCAGGAGGAACACGUCAAAGUUCCGUCACCUCCACAAACUUUGUAUAGUCAUCAAGAGCAGAUGAUGGAAUCUGUUCCCACGGACUGGACUGAAGGGAGUAGAGUGUAUUCAUCUACAAAUGCUGGUACCUACUCAACAAGUAGCAUUGCCAGCUAUCCAACAACAAGUUCUGGUCCAUAUCCUGCGAGUUCUAGGCCGUAUGCUGCUAGUCCGGGACCGUACACAUCUGUCAGUGUGUCCUAUCCCACUACCAUUUCCUUUCCUUCCACAGAGCAAACCUCAUUAUUGUCCAUGGAAAAGGCAUGGUCCACUGUUCCACAAAAUGCCAUUUUUAAAACUGGGAACUCCUCUCCUCAGGUUUCGGUGACAGAUGUAAGUUACUUACAACCAACUGAAGCUUCCCCCGGCAAUCACAGUGAAUGGGUAAUACCCUCGUCCACGUCUGCAUACAAAGAUAUUCACAAUAGCCUGGCAUCUGCCUUCGUCAAUCCCAAGGAUGGAAAUGACACUAUGUGGGUUGGUCUUUCACGGCACGGUCUCACUAUAACUCCUGAACAGGAACAGCUGCAGGAAUACUUCAGCAGAAACGCCGGUAAUGUUAUUCGUGAAGGAGAUAAGAAAGAUCCUGGGUUAAUAUGGAACCAAAAUAUUGCAAAUGAUACCAACUGUGAGGUUUAUUCUGAAAGUUUGGAUGGUCUAGUCUAUGACAAGAGGCCGAAUGCAUAUCCACAAAGUGUAAAUAUCUCUCUCUCGGAGAAGUCUGUGCAUAAAAACCAGGAAAAAGAUUCUUUAAAUCUUCAAGUUCCCGAGUCUGGUCACAAGAUGAUGUCUACUGCUGGCACACAGACAAUGUAUACGCUUCCUAAAGUUCAGUACAUUCACGUACACCCGCCUAAGAGUGCUGCUCAGAAAGUUGCUGGACAGAUUCUGCUGUCCAGUGAAGCAUAUUCUAGUAAUCACAAGACUGAUGCUGGUCCUAACCAAGGUGCUUAUAAUAACCAUCAUAGGAUGAGUCGGGCUGAUCACGUUGAAGUUGUGCACCAUGGUACGACAGACUCCCCACAGCCAGUUGUAGCAAGAACUUCCAGUGAGUUGCAGUAUUACCCAAAUGUCGGUGAGAGAAUAGAGGAAAAUAGUCGAGACAGGUUUUCUUUAGAAGCUCUUCCAAGAAAGAUCACUAAUUUAGACUCUUCCAGAAGAGAUUUCUUGACAUUAGGUGCCUCACCUGUGAGUUCUGAUCACUGGCAGCAGAGACAGAAUGUGGACCACAAAACCAGUAACAGCAUUAAUGAGAUCCAGCAAAAUGUUGAAUCUCAGAAAACUGACAUGAAGCCAAAAGUUGAUGUUGAUUCUAGUGACGAGGAUGAGGAUGACAAAAGUUCUGAUUGGUCCCAGUCGUCGGAUGAAGAUGCUGAUUAUCUUUCUUCCAUUUGUUCUAUAUGUGGCAAACAGCUGAUAAAAGGUCGGCAGGACAAGAGUGAGAUCUGUAAUACGUGCAAGCUGGUCAGGUCAGCCGAAAAGACAGCUGAGGACAAGUUAUCAAGAAGUCCGAGAAACAAGCAUGGUAUCUCCUCGUAUAAAUCCUCACUUGAUGAACUGAAGGCUGAGAACAAGAGAGGAAGAAAGUCUUGCAAGCCAAAGAAACUUUGGGUUCAGAGUUCUGUUGAAGAGAUGUCUGUAGCUGCGUCUGCUGCUGCAGCUGAAGAUAGUGAUCUCAAGCCUCAGAUAGACCUUGUUAUUCCAAAGGAAGAAAGCAGUCAUUUUGAUGGUGAUACAACACAACCUGCUGCCGUGAACAGUAGUCGAGAAUCGGAACCUGCCCCAGUCACGAAAAGACGGCGAGGUCGUCCAAGGAAAUCCGAAUACAGGGGAAGAGGGACAGUGCAGAAACAGCAGGCAACAACACGACUAAAGAGUGUGGAGAAGGUGGACACUGUUAAAGAUGAAGAUACUACCAGUGAUGAUGAAAUAUCACAGAAGAACAAACAGGGAAAACGCAAGAGUGUGUGGCGAUGUCGCUUGUGUGGGUCAACAUACGCCUUGCAGAGUCAACUUACCCAUCACCGUCAGAGUGUGUGUACCAAGCGUAAAUGUCCGGACUGUGGCGUCCGAUUUGCAAACAAAAGCAAGCUUGCUAGACAUAUGCGAAGCCAUUCGGGUCUCAAGCCCUUUGGGUGUCACCUGUGUGGCAAAGCCUACGGUGACCGCGGGAGUCUUAACGCGCACAAUGCCUCGCACGAAGGUGCCAAACCGUUUGUGUGCGACCUGUGCGGGCGACAGUACACCCACAAGGGCAGUUUUAAGUCCCACAUGCGAACCCACACGGGUGACAAGCCCUUUCAGUGCGACCACUGUGGAACGCAGUUCUCCUUCCGCAGCAGUCUGCUGUGUCACAUCAAGACGCACACCGGCGAACGGCCAUACACCUGUGACAUUUGCGGCAAGACGUUUGCAGACCGGAGCGUCCAGCUGCGACACACGCGCUCGCACAAAGGGGAUAAGCCGUACCAGUGCAAGGAGUGCGGGAAGGGCUUCACCCAGAGCGGCACACUGAAGAUUCACAGGCGCAAGCACACGGGCGACAAACCGUAUGGGUGUUCAAUCUGUCACCAGUCGUUCAUCUGCCGCAGUGACCUCAACAAGCACUCGCGCUCCCACAGUGCAGAUCACAAGCCCGCAGUCAAACGCAGCAAGGCAGCACCAGCCGUAGUUCCAGUCCCCACGGAGGAACACGUACAGCUCCCGGUUCAGAUGGCGUGUCAGGUGACCCCGUGUAUGUCGGAGGUCAUCGAGUACACCUCACAGAACAUGGAUUACACCACCAUGACGAAAAUGGAAGCUACAGACUCGGUGAAGAAUUUGAUUAUUUUGUCUUCUCAGGUAGAAGAAGCAGGUGUGCAAUAUGUGACUAAUCAGCUGUAUCGUGGUAAUUACGUAACGAUGAUGUGAUCCAGGUGUGUGAAUUUGCAAUAUGUGACUAAAUCGGCUGCAUCGUGGUAAUUACGUAACGAUGAUGUGAUCCAGGUGUGCAAAUUUGCAAUAUGUGACUUAAUCGACUGCAUCGUGGUAACUAUGUAACGAUGAUGUGAUCCAGGUGUGUGAAUUUGCAAUAUGUGACUUAAUCGGCUGUAUCGAUUGUAAUUACGUAACGAUGAUGUAAUCCAGGUGUGUGCUUUUGUGAACGUAGUCAUUCAUUAAAGUCAGUGGUCCUUGUGAAAACAGAGUAUGAUACUGCUGGUUGAAACGUAUGGGGCUGAAUUUACAAAGCCUCUUUUUGACUUGCACGCGUGUAACUACAUACAUUUACGGUGCUUAAACACAUGCAUUUAACAAAAACAGGCUUUGUAAAUACGGAAUAAGUUCAGCCAGCUGACUGGUUUUUACUAGCGAUAUAACGUUAGGAUAGGUCACAAGAUGAUAUACAUUGUACUUGUAUUUAGAGGAUUCAUCACAAUACCAACCAAGUUGAUAUUAAUCGAUAUUUGUCAAGGCUCUGCCGAGAUAUUAAAAAACAUGAGUAGCGAAUUUUAUUUAUCCUUUAACACACUUCUAAAAUAACAUUUUAAUUUGAUAUUUAGUAAAUCAAAGUUUUGAUUUGAACUUACAUUCAGGUAUACAAGUCUUGUUGGCUGUAAACAAAUGACCCAUUGACAGCAAAACUGCAUACAAAAUCAAGGCCGUAGCAAAGGUUUUUUGUUUGGGGGAGCAACUGAGUAGUCAAUAGUCUAAAACUCCUUAAACGGUUGAAAAGAGAAUUUCUUUAAGUUUCUAUAAUUUUUUACGGCCAGGAAAAUUAAUAUUGUUUAAUUAUGAUAAUUAUUAUCUACCACUUUAUGUAGCCAAGGUUUGAAAUCUUUAAUCCACAAGUUUGAAAAAUUAAAGCCUAAAUAUUGACACCAUUUGUAUAUUAUGGAAAAACAAAGAGCAGAUAAUCUACAGGUCUAUUUUACAAAGACAUGUAAAUUUAUACACAGGGAUGUGAGAGGGGCUGGAACAAAAAAGCUUACUGCAGGGGGUUCACGGGCUGCUCAAGGGCCCCUGAAGGAAAAUUGUUGUUUGCAACCCCUGGAACUGCCAAAAAUUGCAUUCAAUGCUAACAAAUCUAAUCUGGUUAUAACUUUAAUAUACGGCAUACAUCAUACACUUGAAGGAAGGAAAUGUUUUAUUUAAUGAUGCACUCAGCACAUUUUUUUAUAGUUAUAUGGCGUCGGACCACACAGAUAGUGAGAGAGGAAACCCGCUGUCGCCACUCUUUUCGAUUAGCAGCAAGGGAUCUUUUAUAUGCACCAUCCCACAGACAGGAUAGUACAUACCAGUGUUCUAGCUAGCAAUAAAUAGAGGGGCGCUGCGCCCUGCCCCCGUUUUGUGCCACCCUGCUGUGUUUGUUUCCGCAUUGCCCCUGAUUAUCGCCGCCCUGCCCUAAUUCAUUGUCAAACAAAAAUACAAAAUCUUGUUUUCCCCUCAAAGUGUGUACAGUGUUGUUACGAGUGAAUUCCCAACUAAAAAAUGUUUGACAAUAUAUUGUUUAGCCACAGUUGUGAAAGCUGACAGCAGUAACGUCUUAUGUUUUUUUUCUUCUUUUCUAUUGUUGGUCGAUAUGACUGCAGACGAGCGGACAGGCAGUCUUACAAAGCUUGAAUGCGAAGUAAUCCUCACACCGUCACGCACAUAAGCACACACCACCUAUCAAACACCUAGUUGAAAGUAGACCAUCAUGAUAAACUUCGACAGAACGUCAAAUGCGAAAGUAAUUUUUGCCUUUGCAAAUACCCAGACCAAGAUACAUAUAUAGUUUUAACUGAUGUCAGUAGUCCUUAUCAAUGACAUAUUGAUUGCAUCUUUAUAAUAUGGCACAGAGUAAGCUAGCAACACUGGUUAUUUGGUCUAUGUAGGCAUAACUGUAUUUUGAUAAAAGCAUGUUUGCAAAAGCUAUUUAAUGAAAUCUAUCUAGAUCUUGACAUGCAAUAAUAGCCGUUUUUAAAUGCAUUGAGCAUAUCCUGAUGUCAAUUUUUAAAUUUGUUCUUUUAUUUCUUUAUUUCUU